UGAGCCUGAGCGGUGCAGUCGCUGGAGCCAGGAUCGCCGCGUGAAAAGUCAGGACCGCCAAUGCAGGGUCCAGACGAGGACGACUCAGGUGGCAGAACGGGGCUUGACGAAGGCGGCGAGGAUGGGCGGCAUAGGCCUCAAGCUGCCGAUGCCCAUCCUAGGUCUCAGAGUUCGGCGACUGAGGUUGACCACGACAGCUCCCCGCGUCCGAAUAGCCCACAAGAUGCCCGCAGUCAGGCCGCUCGGGGCAGCUCCGGCCGGGGAAGCCCCGCAGUGUCAGGAGUGUCAGCUGAAGAGGCCGCCAUCAUUCCCCAGGAGGAGCAGGUGCCACUUCUCCCUGGACCCAGCGGAGACGCUGCAACAACUACAAGUCGGCUCCUGGAGUUCUCUGUGAGAGUGCCUUUCUCUUCUGCUGUGGAGGCAGACAUGGCACGCAGGUCCCUGGUCGCCAACGCCCAGCGUCAACUCUUAAUGGUUCCACAGGAGUACACUGUGAACGACAGUAUCUUAGCUGUUAGGUGGACUACGGAAGACCCUCUUCUCUUCCGAAUUUCCAUCAACAACUUCCUUGAUCAACUCUCCCUGGUCAUGAGAAACAUCCAACACCUUCAGUUUGUGGCUUUUAAACGAAGAAGAGAAAGAAGUCGUAAUAACUGAUCUGUUACCUGCUACAAGACAAGACAGAAGCAUUUCAUGCUUUUGGGGAUCCAGUGAUAUCCUCUGAACACAAGUGGUGCACAAAUACCCCAUACAAAGACCCACAUGCAAAAAAUAAAAUAAAAAUUUAAUUUAAAACGUA
This is a messenger RNA of Rattus rattus (black rat), 799 nucleotides long. Its product is annotated as EKC/KEOPS complex subunit LAGE3-like. The coding region runs from base 61 to 657 and encodes 198 amino acids. The record is from RefSeq and is a predicted model, not a curated record. The transcript is spliced from 4 exons. NCBI's taxonomy places the organism in Eukaryota, Metazoa, Chordata, Mammalia, Rodentia, Muridae. Gene Ontology annotation, cellular component: EKC/KEOPS complex.